GUGAGCAGCCAGUGAAGCAUCCAGCCUGCCGAACAAGCUUGCUUUUAGGGUCAGGAACUGGUCUGACAAGAGAAUGGCAAUCCUGCCUUUAAACUGUCACUAGGACUGUACAGUUGACGAUGAAUCUACCAGAGCUCCGUGCUCAAAGGCGAAACACUGAGCAAGAGAAUGUGAAGACAUAUUUCAGGACAUUGUGAGUGCUACUAAAGAUGUCUGAUAGUGUUGAUAUUGAAGAGAAACCACCAGCCCCCCCCUUGAGAAUGAACAGUAGUUCCCGAGACUCUUCAUUACUGAAUCACGCCUCUAAACCGCUUCCAAUGGCUCCUGAAGAGAAAAACAAGAAGGUCCGCCUGCGCUCCAUCUUCCCCGGGGGAGACAAGACAAACAAGAAGAAGGAGAAGGAGCGUCCUGAGAUAUCCCUACCCUCAGACUUCGAACACACCAUUCACGUUGGUUUUGAUGCUGUAACAGGAGAAUUCACAGGUAUCCCGGAGCAAUGGGCCCGGCUCCUACAGACCUCAAACAUCACCAAGCUGGAGCAGAAGAAGAACCCGCAGGCCGUGUUGGACGUCUUGAAGUUCUACGACUCCAAAGAGACCGUUAACAACCAGAAGUACAUGAGCUUCACCUCGGGAGACAAGUCGGCACAUGGGUACAUCGCAGCAAACACUCUGAACCGGCUGCUGUCAUCUGGGCCUCCUGUCAGCCUUAGAACCUGCAGCGCAUUAUUUGACAAGGUGCCACACGCAUCCAGUCUCACAUACAUCUCUACCCUCCAGGGUGCCAAAACGUCAUCGUCAGAGCCCCCAAUCGCUCCACCCGUGUCAGAAGAGGAGGAUGAGGAGGAAGAGGAAGAGGAAGAGGAGGAGGAAGAAGAGGAAGAUGACGACGAACUUCCCCCGGUCAUCGCACCUCGGCCCGAGCAUACCAAAUCUAUCUACACGCGCUCUGUCUUGGAGCCAAAGCCUCCCACCCCUGUGAAAGAAGUGUUGACUCCACCGGAGUCGCAGGUCCAGCCGGAUAACACGUCCAACACAAUGUAUCGCCACACUGACCGACAGAGGAAGAAGUCCAAAAUGACAGAUGAAGAGAUUCUGGAGAGACUCAGGAGUAUUGUGAGCGUGGGGGAUCCCAAAAAGAAGUACACACGCUUCGAGAAAAUAGGACAAGGAGCGUCCGGCACUGUGUACACUGCCAUCGACAUAGCAACUGGCCAAGAGGUGGCCAUCAAGCAGAUGAACCUGCAGCAGCAGCCGAAGAAAGAGCUGAUCAUCAAUGAGAUCUUGGUGAUGAGGGAAAACAAAAACUCCAAUAUAGUGAACUACCUGGACAGUUACCUGGUAGGAGAUGAGCUAUGGGUGGUGAUGGAGUAUUUGGCCGGUGGUUCGCUGACAGAUGUAGUGACUGAGACCUGCAUGGAUGAGGGCCAGAUUGCUGCAGUCUGCAGAGAGUGUCUUCAAGCCCUGGAUUUCCUACACUCCAACCAGGUGAUCCAUAGAGAUAUAAAAAGUGACAACAUCCUAUUGGGUAUGGACGGAUCCGUCAAGCUCACCGACUUCGGCUUCUGCGCUCAGAUCACUCCAGAGCAGAACAAGCGCAGCACGAUGGUGGGAACGCCCUACUGGAUGGCACCGGAGGUGGUGACUCGGAAGGCUUAUGGCCCAAAAGUGGAUAUCUGGUCUCUGGGGAUCAUGGCGAUAGAGAUGGUGGAAGGAGAACCGCCCUACCUGAAUGAGAAUCCACUCAGGGCGCUGUACCUGAUAGCUACCAACGGGACUCCAGAGCUCCAGAACCCAGAGAGGCUGUCAUCUGUGUUCAGAGACUUCCUCAACCGCUGUCUGGAGAUGGAUGUGGACCGCAGAGGCUCUGCCAAGGAGCUGCUCCAGCAUUCCUUCCUCAAGCUGGCGAAGCCUCUAUCCAGCCUGACGCCUCUGAUUGUAGCUGCGAAGGAAGCCAUAAAGAACAGCAGUCGCUAGCGUGUGCCCUCUGUCCCCACCCGAGGCAGGAGCCCUGCCUGUGAUGUGUGUGUUUCAUGGGGGCAGGGGCUUGGGUGUAUGGGUGGUGGGUGACAUGACAGCACAAGGAGGGGGUUUUGUGUGACUUACCGUGACAGCACAAGGACAAAAGACCCCCAGGCCUCAUAUGUAGGACGAACAUCUGGCCUUGCAGCCUCUCGGCCCAUGCUGCUGAAAAGACCUUGCCUCCUUGUUUACUUCUCCAGCACUCUGUACAUGUAGAGCAGUCCAUCACAAGUAUGUUAUGUGUGUGUGUGUGUGUGUGUGUGUGUGUGUGUGUGUGUGUGUGUGUGUGUGUGUGUGUGUGUGUACCAACUGUGCACAUCUCUUUGUGUCAUAUGUCUUGUUUGGCAGCAGUCGCUCCCCAAACCAAGAACAAUACGGUGAAAAAAUCAAAAAGAACAUGUGCUAAUUUUUGAGAAGAAGCUUUGGAGCGGAGACUGGGAAACUGACAAAACUAAAGAGCCUGUGAUUCCUUCCCUGCCCAGCUUUAGGCUUGGAUUUAUUUCCCUCCAUGGAGCACAAUCAGGCCACACUUGCACCUGCAGUGACCAGCUGAUGUGAGAGAGUGACUCUGGGACUCCGGACCCAACCUUUGCCUGCAUGACCAUGGCUCGGUGGAGAAACUUUGCUACUCCUCUGCAGAUUGUAACAUCUCGAGGUGGCAGAUAUAUGUGUAUGCGUGUGUGUGAAUGUGUGUAGGGGUGCAGCUACAGGGGAAUAAGUCAGGAAUAAUUUCACAUGACCUAUGCCAGCUUUAAACAUCCUUCAUUAAUCCGCUUCAUAUCGGCGAGGAGAUACGGGUCCCGUAUUUCAUUGUAGUCUCUGUUAUAGACUCGCUGGAGUUCAGGUUACCUGCAGUUCAUUUGCUUAUUUUCUGGCUGCAUAUUUAUCAGAUUGAAUGUUCUGAUUAUUCAAAAAUAUCGAAACACUGUUUGGUCACAAUUUGCCUACAUAAAACAUUGAAUUUAACCAAAAUAUGUGUGACUCAACUGUAGAUCACACUGGUGCAAUUAUUACAUUUUAAAUAUAUAGAGUGUUGUGAUGUAGUUAGAUACACUUGGUCGCACCGACAUGUAGAUGUGUCGCACAUUUAAAUCAACAUUAGCAACUGAACACACGCAGGAAUGAUCAGAAUUACUAUAAAAUAAUGUCAGCUUCAUUACUAAUGCAAGCAAUUGAUCUGCAAUGUUGACAGAUAAUUCUAACGUGCAUGCAUACUGUACAUAAACUGUAGCAUUCAUUGUGUACAAGCAUCUCAAAUAGGAUUAUCCAUAGAGAUUCAGUAUGCGUGGCUUUUUGUACCAGGCUUUGGGAAGACAAUUCAACAUCUAUGAUUAUAAGCCCGUCUUUGUAGUACAUCUGACAAAGAGGUAUGAAAUAGAAAGACAAAUACUAGAUCAGACUCAACAGAAAUAUAAAUGUUUUCAUUUAAAUAUCUAUAUUUAAGGUGCUGGCACACAGUGGACAAACAUUUCAGCCUUUCUAAUAAGCAGACAGUGGCAAACAGAAGAUCAUGUCAUUAUUUACAAAGUGAGUUGAAGGUCUAGUGCCACACUUUCUCACAGUUUCCCAUAGUGCCCCAUGCAUCCCUGUGACCUUAAACCUUAAAGCAGGAAAGAUGCCCCUUGACAACUAAACAAUGCAAAGAUAAAAUACACUGAAUAUACACAAUAUUCAAUCUAAACUGGUCAGUCGGAACAACAAACUGCAACACGACAUGGAGGGAGAAAGACAUUUUCAUUUAUUAUUAAAUCCAUUAUUUGUGGUGACUUCAAAUAACAAGUAUGAACUGAAAAAUGCAGAUAACAUAAAUGAAUCUCCAAUCUGGAAAGGUAUUCCUCUUUUUCCCCCAGAAGCACGAGUCAUUACUAAGUCUUGUGGUCUUAUCAUCUUGGCAGAAUACAUUACGCGACUGUGUCUAUACAUGUUUAGAUUGAAGCCAAUAAAAACCGGGCCUACCUGUUCAGGUGAACCAUUAAUGUCUAAUGAGGCAACGGGAACCAACUGUCCUCCCUGCCCACCUGCCCCCUCCCUGUCUUCUCCUUUUGGUAUUCAAGCUGCUCAUUCAGUGUCCUUUUAAUGGUGUCUUAUGUGUCUUUUUUUCAUAUGAUCUGUCCGUUUUGUAAUGAGCUUUUGGAACACGUGGCGGAUCAGAGAGGGGAAUGUUAUCCUCUGAGAGAGGUAGUGGAGUGGAUGCCAUUUUAUGAUUGUACCUUGUCCUAAUGAGCGCUGAAAACAGAAACCGUAGUACAGGUUCAUUUUGUUUGCUAACAUUCCUUCCAUACCCGGUUAGCGUUUAAACUCAUUCCUGUACAGAAGUUAUCUACAUUGUGUCGGUAUUUGGUAGCUUCGUCUGGCGUUUCCCAUGUAGCAUCCCUCUGUGUGUGAGUGUGUGUGUGUGUCCGUGUGUGUUAGGGGGGGCUACCUCAAUCUGCACUAGAAGAUGCCUCACUCGUGUUGUCCACCUUGACUUUGAGGUGCAGGGUAGCUGCUUAGUCAUAUUGUACCUCCAUUGUACAGCAAAUGUACAGAUGAAGGAGUGAUGUUAGACAGGAGGAUGCAACAGAAUCCAUGCAUGUAAAACAAACUAUACACUGUAUCUCAUCUUCAAAUAGGUUAAGAUUGUUAGGAUAUGUAUGUAUGUAUGUAAAUAUGAUGGGAAAACCCCCCUUUUUCAGAAUUAUGUAACUUAAAACGACAAUAUUCAGGUUGCUCUAUGGUAUGUAUCAAUAAAUGUUUUGCACCCUGAAAAUCAAAAAAGAGAAAAACGAACACACACGCUGUCUCUGCACUCCUGGAUCCGGCUCUCCUGUUUGGGCUUUAUCGGACAUCUGGACAGAGAGCCGAUGAAUGCAGCACUCUGUGUGCGGGCCCACACAGUCUGUCAGUACCUCUGCUGAGUGUUAGUACAUGUAUGUGUGUGUGCGGUAGGUGUGGGUGGCCUGACAGGAAGCUUCGCCGGCCCCCUGGGACGUUUGGCCUCUGCCCCAUGUACAGGUCUGAACUAUGAGCACAAAGGUGAAUUUCGGGACAAGAGACACCGCCGACGUGCCCCUUUUCUGUGGUUGCUCCUGUACAUUCCUAUCUUCUGAAUGUGUAAACCUGUACACGUGGUGUGAAAAUUCCUCUAUUAAUGUGUAUCAAGAGAAUGGAACAAAGACAAAAAAUGUUACUUUUUAAAUUAUUAUUAUCAUUAUUAUUAUUAUUAUUAUUAUUACUCUUAUUAUUGUCUAGCUUUGUAAAACUGCUGAUCCAUCCGGCAUACCUCAGCAGGCCUUUCCCCAUCUUUGAAAAAGGACAAAUGAGCGACGGGGAAAUGAGGUUUUGGAUAAACUAUUUUUAAUUGUGGUUGAAGCAAUAGACUUUUUGAACUUUGAAUUGUGCAUGGCUGUGUCUUGAGUGUAAAAAAACAAACAAAAUAUUGCAGUUUGGGAACUGGACUGAAAUAAAAAGAGGAAGAAAAACCAGA
Molecule: messenger RNA, 5487 nt
Organism: Cottoperca gobio
Lineage: Eukaryota; Metazoa; Chordata; Actinopteri; Perciformes; Bovichtidae
Product: serine/threonine-protein kinase PAK 3
Exons: 16
Coding region: 210-1976 (588 amino acids)
Biological process (GO): protein phosphorylation
Molecular function (GO): protein serine/threonine kinase activity; ATP binding
Source: RefSeq, a predicted model, not a curated record